UCAACCUUUAACUUGUCCACCUCACCACCCGCAAACCCCGCCAGUGAAGAAACGCUACUAUCAAACCAUGGCGAAAACAAUUCCCUUCGCACUCAUCACCGGCUGCAGCAGCGGAAUCGGAAAGGAGCUCGCCAUCGCGUUCGCCGCCCGUGGUAUCACUGUCCUCGCCACAGCUCGACGCGUCGAGUCCCUCAACGACCUGACCAGCAAAUACAGCAACAUUGAAGCCCUGUCGCUCGAGCUCGGCAAUCCCAAUGGCGACGCCGAGAGCAUUGCCAAGCUGAAGGAGGCCGUGUCUAAGCGCACGGGCGGCAGGCUGGAUUUUCUCGUCAAUAACGCCGGCACCCAUUAUGCUUCGACGACGCUGGAUGUGGAGAUCAAGGAGGUCGAAACUCUCUUCCAGGUUAACGUUUUUGCUGUCAUGCAGCUCUGUCAGACCUUCAUGCCGCUCCUCCGCCGGUCGCCGCGCGGGCGCAUCGUGCAGAUCGGGAGCGUCACAAGGGACGUGCCGGUCGUUUGGCAAGGGGCUUAUAACGCCUCCAAGGCUGCUCUUAGUCAAUACUCUAAGACGCUUCGGUUGGAACUGAGACCCUUCGGCAUCGAGGUCGUCGAGAUCGUGACUGGCUUCGUGCGAAGCAAUCUUCUUCACCACGGAUUCUACGCACCAGAGACAUCUCUCUAUCUUCCCGUCAAAAAGACCAUCGAGGACAUCAAGUACCAAGGCAACGCGGAUGGCAUGCCGCCAGCUGCGUACGCCAGGGCGGUAGUCGAGCAGGUAACAAAGCCAGGGACUAUUAGCUCUGAGAUCUGGGAGGGUGGGAUGGCGCGGUUGAUUCGCUUCCUUGUGCUAGUUCUGCCGCUGACGAUCCUGAAUUUGAUCUAUUACCGGAAAUUCAAGCUUAAUCUGCUGGAGGGUCGUGGGAAUGGGAGACGCUAGAGCGGUUUCAGAGCUGGGCAAGGACAUAAGCUUGAUCCCGGUUCGGUUCUUACCGGACCGGUAGUCUCGGCGUCGCUUUGGCUAUGGGCCUAGAGAGGUGUAUCUCUGAUUGCAGAUAUGGAAUUCAUAUUACAGCUGAUGGUUAGACAUGUCUGCCUUCUAAUAAUGGUUGGGCAGCAUGUGCAGUCUUAGUCAACUCCUAGCCGCAAGUCGUACGGCUGGACUGAAGAGUCAUACCUUUAUUUUAUUUCUUUUUUGAUUACCCCAUAAAAGCCAUCUUAAUCUAUACUC
This is a messenger RNA of Aspergillus steynii IBT 23096, 1228 nucleotides long. Its product is annotated as SDR family oxidoreductase. NCBI's taxonomy places the organism in Eukaryota, Fungi, Ascomycota, Eurotiomycetes, Eurotiales, Aspergillaceae. Bases 68 to 937 code for a protein of 289 amino acids. Gene Ontology annotation, biological process: phosphatidic acid biosynthetic process; triglyceride catabolic process. Gene Ontology annotation, cellular component: lipid droplet; endoplasmic reticulum. The transcript has 3 exons. The record is from RefSeq and is a predicted model, not a curated record. Gene Ontology annotation, molecular function: acylglycerone-phosphate reductase (NADP+) activity; triacylglycerol lipase activity.